This is a messenger RNA of Glossina fuscipes, 2097 nucleotides long. RefSeq names its product KIF-binding protein. Gene Ontology annotation, molecular function: protein binding. The transcript has 2 exons. The record is from RefSeq and is a predicted model, not a curated record. Lineage: Eukaryota; Metazoa; Arthropoda; Insecta; Diptera; Glossinidae. The coding region runs from base 7 to 1776 and encodes 589 amino acids.
GUAGCAAUGGUCAUACCAAAAGAAAUUCUUACGGAUUAUAAGGAAAUUUAUGAGAAAGCAGUGAAACUCGUAAAUGAAGAAAGUAAAAAUGAUCCAGCAGAUGAUCCCUAUAAAUCGCACUACACGGCUAGGAAUCUGCUAUUGGAAAUGAAAGAAAUGCUUAAAAAUUCGCUAGUGUCUGUUUUAGCUGAAGAAGCAGAUGAUGGUAAAGAUGAUUUAGUUUAUCAGGUCAUUCAAGCGUUUGUUUGUCGGGACCUUGGUAGGAUUUAUUUGUUUACUGAAGAGACAAGCUUAGGGGAAAAUUCGCUUAGAGAAUGCAUUGAUCUGAUAAAAGGGAAGAAGACCCGACCAGAAUCCAUAAUAGCUUAUAUGGGAGCUGUCAACGAGCUGGGAAUUGCUUAUGCAAAUAGAAUGGAAUAUAAGCAAUCCUUGGAAUUACUAAGCGAAGUUGAGACUUGUUAUAGAGAGUUUAACAAGAGUGAAAACAAACCGAUGAGCAUAACAGACAUUUUUGGAACUCCAGAAGAGAUUGAAGUCGAUAAAGGUACUAACGAAUUUGAAAGUCUAUACACUUUAUGCUGCUUUUAUUUAGCUCAAGUUUAUGGCCAUCUUGGAGAAUUGGAAAAAUCUGCUCAAUAUUGUCAUAUGACAUUGAAAAGACAAUAUAGUGCGCAAAAUUAUGAGCCUAUCGAUUUUGCUUUGAAUUCUGCCACUUUAUCGCAAUAUUUUAUCGGUCAAAACAUGUUCAAAGAAGCUCGACAUCAUUUGGCUGCCGCCACUUUGAUAAUAGCUGAAUAUGAAAGCAAAAUUUCGCAUACAGAUAAUUCAAUAUCCGAACAGGAGUUUCAGGAUUUGCAAGAAACAUUCAAACAUCGUUAUGCGGAUGUGGCCCGAUGUUGGUCCAAAUACGGUCUCUCUUUAUUAGCGUCAUCUAAAGAACGUCUCUUCAAUGAUGAUGAUGAAAAAUUAGUAACUGAUGCCAAAAAUUUGCAAAUUGAUUCUAAUAGAUACUGCUUCCCUCCAGAUAUGCCUUUAGAAAAUUACGAAAGUCGUAUAAGCUGUGAUUAUUGCUUAACCUUCGAUGAUGCUAAGGAGGUCUACCAUUUUGUCAUCAAAUGGUUAGACCAAGCCAAAGAGUAUUACAAACCCGAUACCGAAGCUAGUGAAUAUGCUAAAAUUAUUAAAGAUUUCGCAGAUCUUUAUGAGCAAAUGGCAUUUUUCGAGGAAGAUCCCUCCAAUCAGUCUAAAAUGCAAAAGCGUCGUGCAAAAUACUAUGAGGAAUUGUUGGAAUUACUUAAUCCUUCGUUUUAUCUCAAUAUUUGUCGCGAGUGUUGGUAUGGCGCUGGUUUAUCUUACUGUGCUAUUUUGGACAUUAAGUUGGAUUGCUUUAAGUCGACUGCUUCACCAAAUCCUCAGGAAUUGCACAAAAUUAAUCAAGUAUGCCAAAAUGCAAUUAAACACUUUAAAAGCUUUAUCCAAUCCUACACUGAAAAAGAUGGUUCGAUUAAGGCUAAUAUUGACGUUGACGAGCAGAAAACUUGGCUUUAUUCUCAUUUUCAUUUAGGCCGUUUGCAUUAUAAAAUGAUAACGCCAGAUCAAAAGCUACAGCUAGAAAAUCUGUCAAAUAGUUUAAAGUAUUAUAAGGCAUUUACCGAAGAGUGCGUAAAAUUAGCAGAAGCGUCAAAAUCUUUGCAAGCAGAGAUCGGCGUUUGCCGCGAAAUGGUCAAUCUCUUACCAAUAAAAAUGUCUAAAGUGCGAAAACGUUUAGAAAAAUAAGUGGAAUGGCAUAUAUUUCAUGUUAGCGUUAUUUUAAUUACACUAAUUAAUUAAAUAUACAAAACAUGCUUUUUCGCUGCGGUCCACUAAUAUAAAAAAAAGAAAAACGACCGCAAAUGCAGAAUACUUGGUCUGUUGUACUUUUAAUCCUGACACAAAGUUUAGAAUAGAGUACGUGAUGUAUCAAAAUAUUUGCAGAGGCGACGUUUCAUGUAGUUAGUUAGUGCAUCUUAAGCGGAAAGAUGAAUGUAUAUCAUACCUAGUACAUAAGAAAUUUAUCUGAACAAAUUAUUGACCAAACUACGUUCAUACAUUGUUUGU